Zingiber officinale is the source of this 1462-nucleotide messenger RNA. RefSeq names its product protein REVEILLE 6-like. Bases 183 to 1118 code for a protein of 311 amino acids. Lineage: Eukaryota; Viridiplantae; Streptophyta; Magnoliopsida; Zingiberales; Zingiberaceae. Gene Ontology annotation, molecular function: DNA binding. The record is from RefSeq and is a predicted model, not a curated record. The transcript has 7 exons.
UCGAAUUCUUGGACCAGCCAAAACCCCCCUUAAAUUUGUGGCCGCGCACCGCCACGGCGCCACAUCCACAGCUCGAACCGACUCCGCCUACGACCACGGCCACCGCCGCCGCCGCCGCCGCCGCCGCCGCCGCCGCCAACCACACCACGAUACCAAAGUCCACGCCUUCUCCCUUCCCGUUUAUGGUGUCUGCUCACACAGGCGCAGCCGAAGGCGGCAGGAGAGAAGUAGCGUCGCCAUCGGUCUUCUUCCCACCCGACCUACCUGGGCCCGCACCCAUGGCCCUCCCCGGGAUCUCCCCCUCGGUCGAGGACGACCCCAGCAAGAAGAUACGCAAGCCCUACAUAAUCACCAAGUCCCGAGAGAGCUGGACUGAGCAGGAGCACGACAAAUUCCUUGAAGCCCUCCAGCUUUUUGAUCGCGACUGGAAGAAGAUAGAAGCCUUUGUUGGCACCAAGACAGUUAUCCAGAUAAGGAGCCAUGCACAAAAGUACUUUCUGAAGGUUCAGAAGAGUGGUACAAGUGAACAUGUUCCUCCACCUCGACCCAAGCGGAAAGCAGCUCAUCCAUAUCCACAGAAAGCCCCUAAAAAUGCUCAACAGAUACCUCUUGGAACUACUCCUCUGCAACUUUCCUGUUUGCUUGAACCUGGUUAUGCUCAUGCAAUGGAUACAUCUUCCACGCCUAGAAAAUUUACCACCAGCAUUCCAUUGCUUUCUAAGGCUCAAAGUUCCCCCCUUCCUGUUAAUGCAUCUCAUUCCUCAACAGAUGAUAUAGGACCUGCUGGAGUAACAGCUGCAAAUAAUUGUUCUAGUAGCACAAUCAGCCCUACAGCCAGGCCAAAUUCUGAAUCAGCCGAUCAAGACAAUCAUGCCACAGCUCUGCAUGUUAUGCCAGAUUUCGCUCAGGUAUACUACUUUCUUGGAAGUGUCUUUGAUCCUAGCAGUACUGGUCAUUUGGAAAAACUGAAGGAGAUGGAUCCAAUUGAUGUUGAAACAGUGUUGCUAUUGAUGAGGAACCUGGCCAUCAAUUUGAAUGAUGAAUGCCUACACAUCCCUGGGUUAAAGGUUAAUGAUGAAUGCCUCCAAUUGGAAUUUGAGGAUUGUUCAAGGUCUUGAAGGUCAGAACUGCCAUUAUAUCGAGCCAAACAUGAGGUUGUAUCACCUUCAAUGAUAGCUUCAUGGAAGUCAAAGUUUGGCAUCCAAUUUACUCAUAUUAUGUUGGAUCUUGUACAGAAGGUAAUAAUAAUGCCAAUUAUGUGGAAUAGCUCCCAUUUUUUUUUUUCUUCUUUUUGGUUUGUGUAUAUAACAGUUUUGAAAUGCUUGUGAAGUUAUGAUGUUUGAUUGGGUUGUGAACUCUGCUCAUGGAUCAUGUAUUUAAUUAUGCUCCUGGCUUUGUGUGAGUCUGUGACUCAGCAACAUUAUUUAUGGGUAAGAAUAGAAAAUUGUUUAUUAUUAUGGUU